Messenger RNA from Rhopalosiphum padi (bird cherry-oat aphid), 4413 nucleotides. RefSeq names its product protein Tob1-like. The record is from RefSeq and is a predicted model, not a curated record. Bases 545 to 2095 code for a protein of 516 amino acids. Lineage: Eukaryota; Metazoa; Arthropoda; Insecta; Hemiptera; Aphididae. Gene Ontology annotation, molecular function: transcription corepressor activity. Gene Ontology annotation, biological process: regulation of gene expression. The transcript is spliced from 6 exons. Gene Ontology annotation, cellular component: cytoplasm; nucleus.
GCUGCCGUCCGGGCCGCCUUACAUUCGGUCUGUCACACGCGCUCCGUACGCUCUGCCGUUCUGUUCCUUUAGUUGUUAAUAAAACGUUUGUUUUUUUUUUUUAUACAGUAUAUAACAUAUUAUUAUAUAUCCCACACAAACUCUAUCGAACGGUUUUUGGUCGUAGUGUCGUGUUUUUUGCUGUCGGAAAACGGUUUCAUAAUAUUACUAAAACAAAUUUUUUUAUAUAAUAUUUACAAACAUUAUAUAUUAUAAAAUAUCGUACAUUUAUUCCUACAUAUUUUUAUGUACCGUCAUAGUUUUUGGUCUCUUUUAUUUUGAAAUAAAAUUCAACGCUGGCAGCCCAACAGUUCCAACGGAAUCACUUAAACGCCUUUGGAAACUACUUUUGGGAAUUAAAAACGUUGAGGCCAAUACUCCUGAGGACGAAAGUCAUAAUUAAUAGUUUAACCUAAUUCAACCAGCAUAUACUCGGUACAUAAAGUAUGAUCAAGUUUAUUCGAAGAACUGGAUUUUGGUGUUUUUAAAUUGAAAUCGCGUCAAGAUGCAUAUCGAGGUUAGCGUAGCGUUGAACUUUGUGAUCUCGUACCUGUACAACAAAUUACCUAGACGACGAGUAAACAUAUUUGGCGAAGAGCUGGAAAAGUGCCUGACGGAGAAAUUCGCUGGCCACUGGUACCCGGAGAAACCGUACCGCGGUUCGGCGUACCGGUGCAUCAAAACGGGAUCACCGAUCGACCCGGUGUUCGAGAAGGCGUCCCGCGAGAGUGGCGUAGCCAUACAGGACAUCCUGGAAAAUUUACCGCAAGAUCUGGCUGUGUGGGUGGACCCCGGCGAAGUCAGUUACCGCAUCGGCGAGAAGGGAGCUGUUAAGAUCUUGUAUAACGAGAAUAGCGGUGGCCUUCAGUUCGACACUCACGACGACCGGACCGCCGACAGAGAGGUCGUCAAAACAUUCAACCCUGAAGCACAGUGUUUCCGGCCAAUCGACUCGGUAGCGUCCAGCUUAAGUUCUCUGAGUAUUUCACCACCGGACAAGUGCUCGGUCGGUUCACCGACGCUUGGUAGUGGUUCCAACAACUCGUCGCCGACGCAUCAUAACCACCUCCACCACCAACAACAACACCAUCCUCACAACCAGCAACAGCAAACACAGCUACAACAGCCACAGCACAAUCCGCUGUUGUACGGAAAAUCGUGUGGUGGCGGUGGCGGUAGUAGCAGCAGCAGUAGUAGCAGCAGCAGCAGUAGCAGCAGCAGCAGCAGCACUGUAAGCAAUGGCAACAGUCAGCAAACGUCGCAGCAACAACAACAGCAGCAGCAGCAGCCACGAAGCCCUAACGGUGGCGGACCCGCGGUUGCGGUCGCAGCUGGCGGUGCUUAUGUGCCGUGCCGACAGCCGUCUGUGCCGUUGACGUUCACUACCGCCUCGUUUGCACAGACCAAGUUCGGCAGCACCAAACUCAAGUCCAACAACAAGCGAGCUAACAGGUUUCUGAUGACUGAUUUCAUAGAAAAGAUGUCGCCGACCGAGUUUGCCAACUACAUCAAGCAACGGGCGGCUAUGCAGCAACAACAAAUUGUGGUCGGUGGUGGUGGUCUACAGCAACAACAGCAACGUCCGGUGUCACCGGUACAGCAACACCACCGUAGCCAAAACGGCGACGCGGCUUCCAACUACUUUUUCCAGCAACAACAGUACAAUAACAACCACCAAGGCGGCGGUAGUGCCGGUUACCAAAGGCCACGGCAGUCCAACGGUUAUCAUCGGAACAGCGGCAACAUGAUCACCGCGGAUUAUGCACCACCGCGAUUGCAGUUUGCUAACGGCGGCUCAAGCGGUUGGCAGAACUUCGGUGGCGAUUUUGGGCCACAGCACUUUGGUGGCUCACCCAUGGGCCCGUUGUCACCAGCCAAUUAUGGAACGGGACAGCAAAUGCAAUCCGCUGUGACUCCGAUGCAUCAGCAGCAGCAACAACAGCAACAGCAACAGCAGCAAAAGAUGCAGGAUAACUACAACGCCAUGGGAUUGGGAUCGUCGACGUCGUCGUCGUACAGGUCCAGUCCUUUCCAACAUUUGUUGGUGGCUAACUGAUUUCAGUCGGCUUAGCUGACGAGAGACGGUUAAGAGCGCCCCCUUUCACCACCAAACCGCCACUACCCAUGCCACCUAACGUGGCCCAUGCACCCUCUUGACCUAGUUACAUGGUUGAAGACCGACCCGCCCCAUCCCCCUCUAUCCGCCCACCUUGUUAUCAUUAUUAUUAUUAUUAUUAUUUUUUUAUAUAAUACCCUCUUUUAAUACACAGUACAUAUUAUAUACAUACAUAAGUAAACCCUCUGGCGCGCCUUCCCUUUCUCCACCAUUAAAGAUAAAUAAUGAAAGUUAUUUAUAUUAUAUUUUUAGAUAGGUACAUCCGUUAUUAUAUUAUAUUAUUUCCGUUUUUCCAAAUCCUGUAUUUUAUUCACGUGGCUACGGCAGCGGGUCUCAUAUCUAUCUGUCAUCAUCAUUUAAAACAUAAUUUAUUUAUAAUAUAUAUACUGCUAUUACCUGUCGGCUUCUAAAAUUAAAAUUAUCUCUAUUGACAAAAUUUUAAAUAUUAUAUUCAUAUAGGUAAUUAGGCCAAUGCUCGAAAAAUAUUUCAACUUCUAUAAUACAUAUUCUAUCAUUCAUGCAGAUAUAUAAAAAAAAUGUUAGUUUUCUUUGGAAAAAUAAAAUAAAAUAUAUAAUAACAAAAUAAAUAAAUACAAUUUUAAUAACAUCAAUAUAUAUUAUUAUAAUAUGUGAUUGAUCACCCACAAGUAUUAUUAUUAGUUUUUUUUACACUAUUUUCCUUUUCUUAUUUUUGACUAAAACUUUUUAAUAUUUUUAAAUUAACGCAUAUAUAAAUUUAUUUUUUUUAAGCAAUUUAUGACUUAUCGUACAGACUUAAUGAGAUGUUUUUUUUAACAAAUAAAAUAUUUUUACCAAUGAGAGGAUUAGACCUUAAUUUAUAAUAAUAACACGUACAUUAUAUAUAAACAUAUAAUAUACAUAUAAUAUACCUAGAGUCCGAUGAUAAUAAUUAAAGAUACUUUACGUCUAGGUUAAUAUUAUACUUAUUAUAUACACGUAUACUAUAAAUACAUUUGAAUAUUUGAUCAAACAAUUGAUUAAUGAUCCAUUACAUUAAUGUAUUAUGUCAACUAUGUGUUCUGUGAACAUCAAAUAUUCAGUUCUAAAUAGGUACAAAAAAAAAAACAAAAUAAUUAAAUAAUAAUAUUAAAUUUAAUAAAUUCAUUUUUCAAGUUAAAAUAUUUCUAAACAUAGAAUCUCCCUAACCUUUAUACCUUUUACCUGAUCUUUAGAAAUCAUCUUUUUUUUUCUCUUCAAAUUCCUUGCUCUUACAUGUAAUAUUUAAAACCAAACAGGAACAAUCUAAUUGCAAUAAUUGUGAAAUACAUAGGUGUUUAAUAAUAAUAUAAUAAUUAUAAUCAUAAAUAAUGUUUGUAAUAUUGUAAAUCGGCCUAGGAAAUACGUAAAGUAAAAAUUAAAUAUAUUAUUUAAAAUGUUCUUUUGUAGAAAUGUAGAAAAUUUGUUAUGACAAUAUUAAGAAAAAUUUAAAUUAAAAAUUGUUAUACUGGAAAAUUUAUCGAUGGAUCUCGCCAGUUAUUAACUUGUACUUGCAUUUUGCAACAUAAAUCGAGGUUUACUUAAAAAAAAAAUCAUUAUAAUUGUUUUUCAUCAUUAUACCUAUAGGUAAAUAUAAUAUUAUCCAAUUUAAAAAAUUGCAUGCGAUUUUUUUUUUAUUUUGAAGCUUUAAAUUGAAAGUUUUAUUUAGUAAAUGUUUUAUUAUAAUUUUUUAACUUAUUUGGUAUUUUUUUACUCUUUAUAUACAUAUUAAAGUUAUAUGAAAUACUUGGGUUUUUUUUUUAGAGUUAGAUACUAUUAUUUUUAAGUAGCGAAAUUAUCGUUUUAGUAAGUUUUUCUUUUUUUUAUUUAAUUAUAAUAAUAUAAUAUAAUAUAAUAUAUACCUACACAUAUAUUAUACAUAGUAAUAAUAAUAAAUUUAUAAACAUAUAUAUUUUUUUGUGAUUACAAUUUAAGCCGUAGGGCAUUUUUUUCAUAUACUAAAAAUGUAAUGCAUAUACAUUUAUAUGUAUGUAUAUAAUAUACGUAUACCUACUUGCAUAUAUUUAUACAUAAUAUGAAACGAAAAAUUGUAUUUUUUACUUUGCACUUUAUUUUUUUUUUAAUGAAUAUAAUAUAUUAUAUAUAUGUCACACGAGGUUACCUAUAUAUACCUUAUACGUGUACCUAAGUAUUGAACGUUUUGCUACUCGACCGAAAUGUUUGUCUAACAUGUUAUAAUUAUAAUAUAAUAUUAAUUAUUAUUAUACAUUAGGUAUCUGAAUAUAGUAAAUUGUAUAUUA